UGGGGGUGUCUUUCGCUCUUACCGCACAGGAGUAGGGCGAGCGGGGCCUCGGAGCCCAGCCUGGAGGAGAGAGGCCGGUCGCACGAAGCGGGAGCUCUUCUCUGUACCUUCCCCUUCUCCCCUUCCUCCUUCCUCCUUCCUCCUGUACUCCUUUCUCUCUUCCCAGAAAUGACUUAAACUCUCACCUCAUCCUUUGUUUUGUCCCCGAGGGUAAGGAGAAAACAAGGCGCUUUUUUUUGUCGUAAAAAAGCCUUAUUCCUUUUUAGGGAGAUCUCAGCUGCCAUGCAAACUGGGCGCCCAGUAAUAGGUAUUGAGUAAUUGUAGAGACAAGCUUGAUAUAGAUUAAUGGACGUCGGAGAUUUUCAUUUCCUGAUUAUCGCACAGUUGUUUGGGAUCCAUUCAUUUAUCGAACCGUGUAUUGGACGACUCCCCUGUACCAAGCUUGGUUUUUGGCUCCGAGGACAUUGCCGUAAACAAAACAACAGAGAUCUGCCCUCACAGAGUUGACUUUCUAGUCGGGGGAGCAAAAUAUAUUCCGAGUACAUUUUAAAUGUAACGCUGACCAGGUUUGCUAAUGGAUAAGGAGUGAGAGAGAAAGAGUAAAGGAUGACUCCAGAGUUUUAUGUGAUAGAUGUACAUCAGUCCUAUUUCAAGUCAGAUCCUUAUAAAUAUACAUCAGGAUAGAGUUUGUGUGCCUUUAUGGCCCACUCCCCCCAUCUGAUUUUCUGUAUCCGAGAAAAAUACUAGAAACUCACUGUGAGAGAAUGUGCUGACAAUUCCAGCAUUAAAUGUAUUAGAAAAGUACUCCUCGGAGGAAUAACGCAUUGUGAGUUUGAUUCCUUUGUUCGUUCAUUCUACAAAUAUUUAUUGAACAUGGUGCCUGAAACGUAGGAUGCAAUAGCGAGCAUCAAUGUCAUGGUUCCUGAUCUCAUGGAACUUAACAGUCUAGUGGGGGAAACGGACAUAAACAUUGCAAAGUGUGAAGAGAUUGUUGCAGGAAAAUAAAAGUGUAGUCAAAUCGGUGCUUGCACGGAGGAAUCCUGCUCCAGCCGGAUGGAGGAGUAAGGGAAGGUGUCACUUGCAGAAGUGUCAGUAAAGGCAUUUUCAAACUGCAGGUGGUCACCCAUUAGAUCAUCAUUAUAAUCCUUUUUUAAGGCCCAUGCAAUAGAAUGAAAAAUAGAAUGUAUCACAAAUUCUACGGCUGACUUCAUUUUUGUGAGAUUAUACAUGUACCUUGGAAGUUAACAAAGCUAACUUAAGAAGAAUGGAAGCAAACCAACUGGAAGCCUCAGAUCUUCCUUCAAAACCUUGGCAACCUGAGGAGAUGGUGUCAGUGACAGGCGAACCACCUAGUGUUGUAGUAGAAGAAACAGCUCAAGAAGCAGACAAAGAAGUCAUCCCAGAAAGCAUAGAGGCACUCUCCAUUCUAGAUGUACUGAGGAUCUCUGCUGUUCUGGAAGAUACCACAGACCAGCUCUCUAUUCUGAACUAUAUCAUGCCAGUUCAGUAUGAAAGAAGACAAAGUAGCAGCAUGCUGGCGAUUGGUGGAGAAAGCGGCAGCUGUCCCAGUGGAGGCAACGAUGGGGCGGUCCCCGGCAGUCGGGACCAGCUGGAACGUGUCACCCCCUGGCGCUGCGGUGAUCACUCACCUUCCCUGCGUGUUGCCCUGCACUGCUGUGGCCAGCGGGGAACCAUGGCCGUGCUCGUCAUGCUUCUGUCCUUGGUGGCGGGUGUUUUGGGGAACGAGUUUAGUGUAUUAAGAUCACCAGAGUAUGUUGUUUUCCGCAAUGGAAAUUGGUCUAUACCAGGAGAGCGAAUCCCAGACGUGGCUGCAUUAGCCAUGGGCUUCUCUGUGGAAGAAGAACUUUCUUGGCCUGGACUUGCUGUGGGUAACCUAUUCCAUCGUCCUCAGGCUACUGUUAUGGUGAUAGUGAAGGGAGUGGACAAACUCACUCUACCCCCAGGCAGUGUCAUUUCCUACCCUUUGGAGAAUGCAGUUCCUUUUAGUCUUGACAGUGUUGCAAAUUCCAUUCAUUCCUUAUUUUCUCAAGAAAGUCCUGUAGUUUUGCAGUUGGCUCCCAGUGAGGAAAGAGUGUAUAUGGUGGGGAAGGCCAACUCAAUUUUUGAAGAUCUUUCAGUAACGUUAGGACAGCUCCGCAAUCGCCUGUUUCAAGAAAACUCUGUUCUUAAUUCACUUCCCCUCAAUUCUCUGAGUAGUAACAGUGAAGUUGACCUGCUCUUUCUUUCUGAACUGCAAGUUCUGUGUGAUAUUUCAAGUUUGCUGUCUCGACAUAAGCAUCUAGCCAAGGAUCAUUCUCCUGAUUUAUAUUCACUGGAGCUGGCAGGUUUGGAUGAAAUUGGGAAACGUUACGGAGAAGAUUCUGAGCAAUUCAGAGAUGCUUCUAAGGUCCUUGUUGAUGCUUUGCAAAAGUUUGCAGAUGGCAUGUAUAGUCUUUAUGAUGGGAAUGCAGUGGUAGAGCUAGUGACUGUCAGAUCAUACGACACAUCACUUGUGAGGAAGACAAGGACUAUCCUUGAGACAAAACAAGAGAAGAACCCAUCAAGUCCCUAUAACCUUGCAUACAGAUAUAAUUUUGAGUAUGCAGUAGUUUUCAACAUGGUACUUUGGGUAAUGAUCUCCUUGGCCUUGGCUGUGAUUAUCACCUCUUACAAUAUUUGGAACAUGGAUCCUGGAUAUGAUAGCAUCAUUUAUAGGAUGACAAACCAGAAGAUUCGAGUGGAUUGAACUUCUGUUAUGCCAGAGAUACAAAAGUGGUUUGGAAAUUGGCUGUUUUGUGAAAAUAGUGUAAUUUAAAGUAGAUAGUAUACUUUAAAUUUGUUUUAAAAAGCAAAUUUUGUUCUCUAUUUUGUGUGUGCCUGUGAAGUUGUUUUAUAGUAAAGUAUAUUGACAUGAAUUGAUUUGUGUGAUAGAUUUCAUAAUAUGCUCAAAUAUUAUUAAUUAUAAUUGCAUUCCAUUUAGUGCUUGAAUUAAUGCACUGAAAUAAAUGUAAAACAUUUAGAAUAGUUUGUGUAAUUUAUGUUGAGAAAAAGCACUUGAGUUUAUUAGAGAAACUUUUUUCCCCCCAAUAUAUUUCUUUAUUGAUUUCAGAGAGGAAGGGAGAGGGAGAGACAGAGAAACAUCAAU
Myotis myotis is the source of this 3145-nucleotide messenger RNA. It is a transcript of the gene IQCG, whose product is annotated as IQ motif containing G. Gene Ontology annotation, molecular function: protein binding; signaling receptor activity. Gene Ontology annotation, biological process: cilium organization; sperm axoneme assembly; positive regulation of Wnt signaling pathway. The transcript has 4 exons. Lineage: Eukaryota; Metazoa; Chordata; Mammalia; Chiroptera; Vespertilionidae. The coding region runs from base 1265 to 2746 and encodes 493 amino acids. Gene Ontology annotation, cellular component: external side of plasma membrane; cytoplasm; membrane. The record is from RefSeq and is a predicted model, not a curated record.